CUUCAAUGUAUCCACACCACACCCAGACACACACGUGCAUACAAGCAUGGCCAUCCCGGCCGCCUUUCCUUUCACCAGUCCAUUGCGUUGAGGUUGACGCUAUGCAGCUGGCCCUCGUCACACAACUGAUGGAAGGCCACGCCGUUGUCUGAGUUGUAGAUGCCGCCACCGCCCAGCAUCACACCGUGCACAUGGACGCCCUGCCGCUCACGGGCAACAUUCAGACGAUCCACCAUCCUGACACAUACACACACACACACACACGUUGUAGUUGAUCGAUCUGCCUAUCUUGUUUCUUCUUCUCUGUGUGUGUUGUGUGGGGUGGUGUACGUGUCGUUGAGUGCGAAGACGCCGUCCGAGACGAGCACAAUGUCAGCAUUCCUGAACGGCUCCUCCUGCUCGAUCAAAUCUGAGGGAGGAAGGAGGGGAGGGGAGGAACGAUCCACACGACACGACACGACAACCACUCACUCACUCAACACCACACGCCCCUCCCACCACCCACCGCCCACUCACCCAUGGCCAUGUCCAUCGGCUGCCUCAGAUCCGUCCCGCCACCGAACCGCCCGCACAGCAGAUCGAACAGCGCCCUCAGACCAGCCACACGCCCCUGGUGGCUCUCCAUCCCGCCGACGCCUGUCCGUGUGCCCUGCGGCAUCACCAGCACCCGCCGCGGCACGUCGACAGCACCCGAGAAGGCGAGAAGGGCCAACGGCCGACACUCUUGCAUCGCCCGUGAGGCGAGCAGGAAAGUGAUGGUCUUGGCCGCCAGCUCAGGUUGGCCGAUCAUCGAAGCAGAUGUGUCCAGACAGAGGACGAAGGCACCGCCGCCCUCUGGCACGACGGCCUCCAUGGCGGCGCGGUCUCUGAGCUCCAUGGCGACUCUCCCCUCCAU
This is a messenger RNA of Vitrella brassicaformis, 895 nucleotides long. Lineage: Eukaryota; Vitrellaceae. The record is from the annotation of a GenBank genome assembly.